AUGUCUAUCGCCGCUCAGCUUGUCCGUCCCACAAUUCGGCACUUCUCUGUCCACCGUCCUCGUCCGGAUACGCGAGCCUCUCGAUUCGUCGCCAUGUCCUGCCUAGUCUCCGCUGUGGUAGUGCCCUUCAUCCCACCGGCUCUCGAAAGCUCCCGCGAGAAGAAUCUGGGGUACCCCAACCAUAACAAACCUCAACCCCCUCUCUGUUUCCAUGCCCGCUAG
This is a messenger RNA of Aspergillus melleus, 222 nucleotides long. RefSeq lists its product as uncharacterized. NCBI's taxonomy places the organism in Eukaryota, Fungi, Ascomycota, Eurotiomycetes, Eurotiales, Aspergillaceae. Bases 1 to 222 code for a protein of 73 amino acids. The record is from RefSeq and is a predicted model, not a curated record. The transcript has 2 exons.